Molecule: messenger RNA, 1683 nt
Organism: Lindgomyces ingoldianus
Lineage: Eukaryota; Fungi; Ascomycota; Dothideomycetes; Pleosporales; Lindgomycetaceae
Product: alpha/beta-hydrolase
Exons: 1
Coding region: 234-1595 (453 amino acids)
Source: RefSeq, a predicted model, not a curated record
CAAUUUACCUCCACUCCUCUCACUAUUCCAUCACUUUGUUCUACCCUAGUUCAACUUUCUUUUUACGCUUAUACUUCUCAAUUAAAAUGCAUGAAAUCCUACUAUUUGUUGUCAUCAUCGUGAGCUUUCUUUCCAAGGCCAUGGCUCGGCCUCAUGAAGAUUUACCCACACACCAUCCGACAAUCAGAUGGAGGAACUGCACUCUAGACGUCCCUCGUCUUCAGUGCGGAGAAAUGGCUGUUCCGAUCGAUUAUGGUAAUCCCACAGGAGAGUCCAUCACCAUCCGCAUGGCUCGCCUCAAGUCAACUAACAACGGUACUGCUCCCUUGGGCACUCUUUUGAUAAAUCUUGGGGGACCUGGAGCCCCCACAGCCGCUCUUAUUAAAGAUGUUGCAAAGGGAAACCAACUUUUUAGUGAAGAAUUGAUGGCAAAUUACGAUAUUGUUGGACUGGACCCCAGGGGCGUUGGCACGAGCAACCCCGUAAAAUGCAAUCAACGGAUCUGGAACGAGCGAGUCAACCUAUUCCCCACUACCGAAGAAGAGUACCAGUCAAUUGUCGCACACAACAAGGCGCUCGGAGAGAGUUGUGCCAAAUUGACUGGGAAUCUCAUCAAUCAUCUAGACACUGCACACGUGGUAGAAGAUUUCGAGAUGUUCCGCCUUGCCAUCAAUAACGGCGGGUUGAACCUUCUCGCAUGGUCAUAUGGAACACAAAUAGCUAUACAAUAUGCGGAGAAGUAUCCAGAGAAUGUCAACCGCUUCGUCCUCGACGGCAUCACCGACCACACCCUCCCCGAAACUACAACGCUUAUCGCUGAAGCCGCAACCUACGAAGCAACCUUAAACCAGUUCUUUCUCUGGUGCAACACGACAUCUGACUGCUUACUCCAAGGCCAAAAUGUCGCUGGCCUUUUUGACAGCCUCGUCAAGACCGCCGCCUCGUCGCCAAUCCCAGCCCCUAACUGCAACUCUACAGGAGACAACGCUUGCUUCUCAACCAUAACCGCCUCCGACAUACUCACCAACGUCCAAUUUCUCCUUGCCGGCCCAAACAUAAACACAACUUGGCCGGAACUCUCCUCUAGUCUUGCUGCCGCCGCCCAAGGCAACGCUGGGCCGGGCCUGUCUACCCCUAUCGCCACUUCCGAUAACUACAACGGAUAUGCGUUCCUCGCUAUCGCCUGCCAAGACUGGCUUCAUGAAUCCAGUGGUGUUACGGACGUUCUCGAAAAGCAGCGCAUGGCAGCUGCAAUGUUCCCUCACACCCGUGGCGCUUCUGAGAGUUACUACGCGCAGGUCAAAUGUAUUGGUUGGCCAGCGCUAACGACUAAUCCCCAGCACGUGCUUGAGAAGAAAGCGCUUAGGGCACCUCCGAUGUUGCUGGUAAACGCGCUGUGGGACCCUGAGACGAGUAUUGUAUGGGCGACGGGGGUGGCGAGGCAGUUGGAAGAGACGGGGUCAGUGUUAGUAACGAGAGAUGGAGCUGGGCAUACAAGUUAUUUGGGUAGUUUAGAAGGAGAGACCCGAGGGGUUGAGGAGGUAUUUUUAUUGACAGGGGUGUUGCCGGCAAAGGGUUUGGUUUUGAGGUCGUGAGCUGGGGGUAGGGGGAAUGUUUUUUGUCGCAAUUAUAGCUAGCUGUAGCUGCACUGCAUAUUAUUUUGUAAUGCUCCUAGCCGGAUGA